Aspergillus novofumigatus IBT 16806 is the source of this 1305-nucleotide messenger RNA. RefSeq names its product PDK/BCKDK family protein kinase. Gene Ontology annotation, biological process: protein phosphorylation; regulation of glucose metabolic process. Gene Ontology annotation, cellular component: mitochondrion. The coding region runs from base 1 to 1305 and encodes 434 amino acids. Gene Ontology annotation, molecular function: pyruvate dehydrogenase (acetyl-transferring) kinase activity. NCBI's taxonomy places the organism in Eukaryota, Fungi, Ascomycota, Eurotiomycetes, Eurotiales, Aspergillaceae. The transcript is spliced from 4 exons. The record is from RefSeq and is a predicted model, not a curated record.
AUGUGGAAACCGUCGGAGAGACUGAUGGAAACCAUCAGACACUAUGCGAGCUUCCCCGCCACAGGUGUCUCUCUCCGGCAGAUGGUCCAGUUCGGUGACAGGCCAUCGACAGGAACCCUCUUUCGUGCCUCACAAUUUCUCUCCGAAGAGUUACCUAUUCGCUUAGCACAUCGCGUUCAGGAUCUCGGAGAACUUCCUGAUGGAUUGAGUGAAAUGCCAUCGAUCAAGAAGGUGCAGGACUGGUAUGCGCAGUCGUUCGAGGAAAUCAUCAACCUGCCCCGACCGACUCUUUCUCAAGAAGUCAAAGCUCGCCUCUUACGGCCUGGGAAGAUGAGUGGUGGCUUUUCUAAGAUUCUUUCUGAAACUACACAGAAUCCCAGCAUCAAGGAAGGGCAGUAUCGGUCGUCCCCCACGAACGGGAAUGGAAACGGGAAGGGGCAUGUCAGCCGAAGAUACUUCUACCCAUCCGAUGACCAAGGCCAUUGGCCACCCGAAUUGAACGACUACAACCAACGGUUUGCGAAGACUCUGCAGCAUAUCAAACGGCGACACGACAGCGUCGUGACCACCGUAGCCCAGGGCAUUUUGGAAUGGAAACGAAAACGCCAACGUUUACAAAUUGAUUCUACCGUCCAGUCAUUCCUAGAUCGCUUUUAUAUGUCCCGUAUCGGUAUACGAAUGUUAAUCGGUCAACACAUCGCCCUGACGGAACAAACGCAUGUUCGCCACCCGAACUACGUCGGUAUCAUUUGCACCAAGACAAAUGUUCGAGAAGUCGCACUCGAGGCCAUUGACAAUGCUCGUUUUGUCUGUGAGGACUACUAUGGUCUUUUCGAAGCACCGAAGAUUCAGCUCAUCUGCAAGGACGACCUCAACUUCAUGUACGUCCCCGGUCACCUGUCACACAUGCUCUUUGAGACUCUCAAGAACUCGCUGCGUGCUGUGGUGGAGACUCACGGCGCGGACAAGGAAGCAUUUCCUGUGACAAAGGUCAUUGUGGCAGAAGGAAAGGAGGACAUCACCAUCAAAAUCUCCGAUGAAGGUGGUGGCAUACCCCGUUCUUCCAUCCCGUUGGUGUGGACAUACAUGUACACUACCGUGGAUCAGACACCCAAUCUGGAUCCGGAUUUCGAUAAGAACGACUUCAAAGCUCCCAUGGCUGGCUUUGGGUACGGAUUGCCAAUCAGUCGCUUGUACGCUCGGUACUUUGGUGGUGAUCUCAAGUUGAUCAGUAUGGAAGGAUAUGGCACAGAUGUCUAUCUCCAUCUGAAUCGGCUCUCUUCGAGCUCGGAGCCCCUGCAAUGA